Molecule: messenger RNA, 1115 nt
Organism: Physella acuta
Lineage: Eukaryota; Metazoa; Mollusca; Gastropoda; Physidae
Source: RefSeq, a predicted model, not a curated record
UUACCAAGCGCAUUUUGUAUAAGAUUUAGAUUUUGUUUUAAGCAGUUUUAAGAUGUCAAAAGUGUAGGUCAACUUUUACCAAAUUAUCCACUUGUGUAAAAAUGGUAUAUAAGGAUAAAAACCUAACCAACGAAACGUUUUACAAAUUUUAAUUGACAAUGUCUGCCACGAAAGUGUUCUUCGUGUUAGCCAUACAUUUAGUUGUGAUCUAUGGCCUAAACGUCGACAUGAAGAGAGAAUUAUUUUACCAGGGCAGGGAACUGUUUUGUGCACAACUCCAGUGUACAGAAAACAUAAGAGAAGACACUCAGAUAUCAGCUCUGGUCAACAUGUCAGUCUAUGUGAUCAACGAACCAGGGGACAAGCUAAUGUUGGCGUCUGUUUCAGGAUCAGAUUCAAAGGCUCGAGAUUACAAAGUGCCAGGGGUUUUUGUGAACGGGAAUAUAUCCCACCAUGGCGGAGAGCUGCAGUUGUUUUUGUCCAAUGAUUCCGCUUGCUAUGAAAAGAUACUGACAUGUGAAAUAUACUUCACGUAUAAGACAGGAGAGAUUAGGUUCGCAGAAGAACAGACGGCUUCGUUACGAAAAGAGAACAUGCGAAAAUCAGAUUUGAUGCUGAAUUUAAAAGCUAAAACUGUGAACUAUGUUAAAACUGUGGACACUAUGGCCGAUUUCCUAAAAACGUUUGAAGAUCCAAGUAAACUUAAGGGAGCUGACAUGUCAAUGUCAUUACAGAUGUCACAUUCAAGUAGCGAUGACAACGGUUUUCCAAGAAAAAACUUUACUGACACUCAUAAACAAAUAGAAUCUUCUAAUAGUCUACAGAGUUUUGAAACAAGAAUAAAUAACCUGACAGCACAGUUACAGUUUGUAAAUGAGAGGUUCAAUCAUUUAAAAGAUAAACGUUUAAACAUGAAUGAAGAAAAUACGGAAAAGGAACAAAACACCAAUUCGCUAAUCUGGACAAAGAAAAUGUGUAAAAGAACACGUAACUUCAACUUAACAAGUAGACAGCUUGUUCAGCUCAACCAAUCAAAGUUAACAUUAUGUGACACGAAAACGGACGGCGGCGGCUGGAUUUUAAUAUUACUUACAGGUAUUACUUUGAAAAUGUAG